Molecule: messenger RNA, 723 nt
Organism: Trifolium pratense (red clover)
Lineage: Eukaryota; Viridiplantae; Streptophyta; Magnoliopsida; Fabales; Fabaceae
Product: zinc finger SWIM domain-containing protein 7
Exons: 5
Coding region: 79-477 (132 amino acids)
Biological process (GO): double-strand break repair via homologous recombination
Cellular component (GO): Shu complex
Molecular function (GO): zinc ion binding
Source: RefSeq, a predicted model, not a curated record
GUGUGAAUAGAUUUUUGAUUCAUUCAUGGUUUUAGAAUCUACAAUCUCACCAAAGCAAUACUAGAAAAGUGAGAAAGAAUGAGUGAAAGUAAUUUGGUUGCAGAUCAAGUGUGGAAGGAAAUUCAAUCUACACACACAGUGAAUGAUGAUCAACUUUAUAUUUUACAUUUCUUGUUUGGUAAGAACUUUGAAGGAGCUACUAGAAUAGUGGAUCAAAGAGGUGUCAAGAGGAUUUGUGGUCAACCUAGUGGAAGGUUUAUCUUUCAGGUUACAGGGGAAUCCAGGAAAAAAGACCAGUAUCUAUGUUUUGCUGAAAACUUUUGCGCCUGUUAUUCUUUCUUCUAUGAUGUUGUCAACAGAGGGGAACAACUUUGUUGUAAGCAUCAAUUAGCUGCAAGACUUGCUGCAUCGUUGGGAUCGUAUGUCGAAGUCAAGGUGUCUGAUGAGGAACUAGCUUUGUUGCUAUCCAAAAUAUAGCCCUUGCAUUUGAUUUUUUGUCAAGAAAACAAAGACUUUGCUUUGUGGAAGCUAGAUUAGACAAAGAAAGAACACUUCAUUAUAGGUAAAAAAGUGUGAUUAGAUUAAGCACCAAAAGCAAUUAGAUUAAGUUUUCCUGUUAAUUAUUGAUGUUGAAACUAGUAUCGUGACUUCUCUUAAGUCCAUGAUUUGUUAUGCUUAUGCCUGUAUAUAAAAUUUAAAUAAUGAUUAUCUACUUCCUAAUUA